Molecule: messenger RNA, 2673 nt
Organism: Lodderomyces elongisporus
Lineage: Eukaryota; Fungi; Ascomycota; Pichiomycetes; Serinales; Debaryomycetaceae
Gene: SSL2
Product: TFIIH/NER complex ATPase/helicase subunit
Exons: 1
Coding region: 1-2673 (890 amino acids)
Biological process (GO): nucleotide-excision repair; transcription initiation at RNA polymerase II promoter
Cellular component (GO): transcription factor TFIIH holo complex; transcription preinitiation complex; nucleotide-excision repair factor 3 complex
Molecular function (GO): DNA binding; ATP binding; 3'-5' DNA helicase activity
Source: RefSeq, a predicted model, not a curated record
AUGUCUCGCAGAGCUCAGGCAGUCAAUUAUGCAGCAUUUGAUGAUGAUAAUCUUUCAGAUGAGGUUUACGAGGACAAUGAUGAUCUCGAAUAUGGAUCUGGAUCUGGAUCUGGGGCUGGAUCAGCUUCCGGCCCUUCUCGUAAAAGAAAGACCACAAAUAACAACGCAGAUCAGCUGAGUAAAAAGCAGAAAGCGAAAGCCAAAGUGAAGACUACAGUCGAUGCAUUAAAGAAUGAUUUAGAUGACAACAACUACUCUGACGAAGAUUUAAUAGAUAUCACCCCAGACAUCCCAGCAGAUUACAUUCCAGAUGCCGUCUCCAAGUCAUUUGGAAGAGCGGACUUUUCAUACCUCAAGUUGAAGCCUGACCACUUUUCACGGCCAAUAUGGAUAUCACCAAGCGACUUGCGGAUCAUUUUGGAGUCAUUCUCGCCUUUGGCAGAACAAGCACAGGAUUUUUUGAUCACUAUUGCCGAACCAAUCUCACGUCCUUCGCAUAUUCACGAAUAUAGAAUUACGGCAUACUCACUUUAUGCAGCUGUCUCAGUUGGUUUAGAGACUGAUGACAUCAUAUCGGUGCUUAAUCGAUUGUCGAAAGUGCCUGUUGCAGAUUCUAUUGUGCAAUUUAUCAAGGCAGCAACAGUGUCGUAUGGUAAAGUUAAGUUGGUCUUGAAAAAUAACAGAUACUUUGUAGAGAGUACACAAGCAGAUAUAUUGCAAAUGUUACUAAAAGAUGAAGUUAUUGGACCAUUGCGAAUGCAAUCAACAGAAAAUACAGUCACCAGUAAUGGAUUAGUUCAAUCUGCGCCACCGCAAAAUGAUAUCAACAUUCCAGGAACAAGGAACAACCGUGAAGAAGAAGCAAAGGCGAAAGAAGCGGCGGCAGCAGCAGCAGCAGCAAACAACGGAAAAAAUGAAGUAGAAGAUUUAUUUGCUUCGGUUGUAGGUGGUCGUGAUGAAGACGACGAUAUGGACACAGUGCAUUCUUUUGAAAUCUCACAUGACUCUGUGGAAAUUGUUAAACGAAGGUGUCAGGAAAUCGAUUACCCCGUGUUGGAAGAAUACGAUUUUAGAAACGAUGCUAGGAACCCUGAUUUGGAAAUUGAUUUGAAACCUUCAACGCAAAUUCGUCCGUACCAAGAAAAGUCUUUGUCGAAAAUGUUUGGUAACGGAAGAGCAAGAUCUGGUAUCAUUGUUCUUCCAUGUGGUGCGGGAAAGACUUUGGUGGGUAUAACUGCGGCUUGUACCGUUCGAAAAUCUGUUAUUGUUUUAUGCACAUCCUCUGUCUCGGUGAUGCAAUGGAGACAACAGUUUUUGCAAUGGUGCACUAUACAACCAGAUAAUGUUGCUGUAUUCACCUCCGAGAAUAAGGAAAUGUUUGCCAGUGAGUCAGGAUUGGUUGUAUCUACUUAUUCAAUGGUUGCAAACACUCGUAAUAGAUCACACGAUUCACAAAAAGUGAUGGAUUUUUUGCGUUCACGUGAAUGGGGAUUCAUCAUUCUUGACGAAGUGCAUGUUGUGCCGGCAAAUAUGUUUAGACGUGUGGUUACUACAAUUGCAGCACAUGCCAAACUAGGUCUUACAGCUACGUUGGUGCGUGAAGAUGACAAAAUUGACGAUUUGAAUUUCCUUAUCGGUCCCAAACUAUACGAAGCCAAUUGGAUGGAUUUGGCACAAAAGGGCCACAUUGCAAAUGUGCAAUGUGCCGAAGUGUGGUGUCCAAUGACCGCCGAAUUUUAUCAGGAGUACUUGAGGGAAAGUGCAAGAAAAAGAAUGCUUUUGUAUAUUAUGAAUCCUACCAAAUUUCAAGCUUGUCAAUUUCUUAUCCACUACCAUGAGAAACGUGGAGAUAAAAUUAUUGUGUUUAGUGAUAAUGUUUAUGCAUUGCAAGAAUAUGCUUUGAAGUUGGGCAAACCUUUUAUCUUUGGAUCGACGCCACAACAAGAAAGAAUGAAAAUUUUGCAAAAUUUUCAACAUAAUGACCAAAUUAACACGAUUUUUCUUUCCAAGGUGGGUGACACUUCCAUUGACUUGCCAGAGGCUACAUGUUUGAUUCAAAUAUCGUCACAUUAUGGAUCAAGAAGACAAGAAGCGCAAAGAUUGGGUCGUAUUUUGCGAGCCAAGAGACGUAAUGAUGAAGGUUUUAAUGCAUUUUUCUAUUCGCUUGUCUCCAAAGAUACGCAGGAAAUGUAUUACUCAACAAAAAGGCAAGCCUUUUUGGUGGAUCAGGGAUACGCUUUUAAAGUUAUUACCCAUCUUAGUGGUAUGGAGCAACUUCCUGAUUUGGCAUACGCUUCGGCGAGAGAACGUCGUGAGCUAUUGCAGCAAGUACUUCUAAAGAAUGAAGAUGCUGCAGGACUUGAAAUCGGAGAUGAUGUCGACACGAACUUCAUUUCAAGAGAGCAAAGACAAAGGUAUGAAAAUUCAAAACAAAAUGGUGGUGCAUCAAGAACAUCGGGUUCGUUGGCUGGUUUGGCUGGUGGGGAGGAUAUGGCUUAUAUCGAAUACAGCAAGAACAAAAAUAAGGAGUUGAGGAACUCACACCAUCCAUUGAUUCAAAAAAUGUACUAUAAGAAAAAAGAACAACAACAACAACAACAGCAGCAGCAGCAGCAACUGAAACAAUCACUGCUGCUGUAUCUGCGUCAAAACCAGUACAAGAAACGAAAGUAG